Molecule: messenger RNA, 588 nt
Organism: Annulohypoxylon truncatum
Lineage: Eukaryota; Fungi; Ascomycota; Sordariomycetes; Xylariales; Hypoxylaceae
Exons: 2
Coding region: 1-588 (195 amino acids)
Source: RefSeq, a predicted model, not a curated record
AUGCUUCCCCAGGUUCUUCCCCUCGCGGCCUUCGCCGCCACCGUAUCAGCCCACGGCCUCAUCACGACGCCAACUCCUCGUGGACCUGGCGACGCGUCCGUCGCGGCCUGUGGACAGUCCGUCGUGGACAACAUAAAAAACGACAAGACGUCGCACGUAGAAGGUCUCCCGGAGCUCGCCGCCGCCGAUCCGGACUACCACGCCGAGCAGUGCAACGUCUGGCUCUGCAAGGGUCUCCAGUACGCCGACAACGAGGCCAACGUGCAGCAGUACACGGCCGGCCAGAGCGUUCCCAUCGAGGUCCAGCUGACGAUCCCGCACGUCGGGUCCGCCAACGUGUCGAUCGUCGACACCAAGACCGACACCAUCAUCGGGACGCCCUUGCUAAGCUGGCCCUCCGGCUACGCCGAUGAACGGGAGUUCUACGCUCACACGACUCCCGCUAACCAGACCAAAUUUAACGUUACCAUCCCCGAGGACAUCGGCUCCCAGUGCUCUGAGGCUGGUGCUUGCGUCAUCCAAUGGUGGUGGUACGGCACCGGAGCGAAACAGACCUACGAGUCUUGCGUUGACUUUACCGUUGCGUAG